CCGUUGGAUUACGAAGAUCCAAACCAACGUCAAGGGUUCAGCGUUGGUGUACGAGUCUAUGAUGGUCGUUAUUACGCCACAACACGAUUGCGUAUCCGAUUGGAAGACCGGAACGACAACGCACCGGUGUUGUCCGGACCACAACGAGCGCAGGUCUACGAGGAUGCGAAAAGGGGCACCGUUGUCGCCAAAUUCAAAGUUUACGACGCAGACGCAAAUGAUACCACAACGUUGAUGCUAGGCUUUCAGCAAGUAGAUUCUUGUGCACAUCAUUUGGGGUGUUCAUGUGAAGCUGAGGUGGUUGAUUCUAUGGAUUCUUCAUCGUUGCAAGAUGACUUCAAGAUCUGUACUCUUCAUUCAUCGCCUAACAAAUUCUCUACUGCCCAGCUAGCCACAUCGACUGAUUCUGAUUCAGAAUCGUAUUCAAACGCCGCCAUAUCACCAAGACCAUAUACCACCUCGAAUUCGCAUCGCUAUCGUAGAAAUAAUAAGCUACUAUUCACUACGUUUCCACUGUGUUUUGUGUUCUUCGCAUUCGUGCUUUUCACUGAUGGUUUGGGGGGGAACAAACUGCUUGACUUUGGGGCUACUGCCGAGGAGUUUUCACUGCCAUUCGUGGGUGCACAAUUCAGUGGGCAAUCAAGGUUCAUGAGUUAUGCGGGUAAAUCGCAGCGUGAUAUCAUCGUUACGUUCAUUAAAAACAUAAGUGAAGAUACACCUGUCGGGGAGUUACUUGCCACCUUUAAAGCUGAGGAUAAACUUUCACCAACCUAUAAUCUAACGUAA
Anisakis simplex (herring worm) is the source of this 786-nucleotide messenger RNA. Lineage: Eukaryota; Metazoa; Nematoda; Chromadorea; Rhabditida; Anisakidae. The record is from the annotation of a GenBank genome assembly.